AUGACAGCCGAUUCUCUUCACUCGCCUAGCCCAGGGGCCAGCCCGGCCUCCCCCGACCUGCACGGGGCUUCCCCGUCGGGCUGCAAGGUGGAGCCGCUGUUGAUCAAAGCCGAGCCCAGGGGCAGUCCGGCGGAGGCAGGAGGCGGGGAGCCGCUGACAGAGGAGCAGCUGCCCUGCUCCGGUGUGAGUGGCGGCGGCGGCGGCGGGGGCCGUCGGAGGAAGCGGCCGGUGCAGCGCGGCAAGCCCCCGUAUUCGUACAUCGCGCUGAUCGCCAUGGCCAUCGCCAACGCGCCGGAGCGCCGGCUGACGCUGGGGGGCAUCUACAAGUUCAUCACGGAGCGCUUCCCCUUCUACCGCGAGAACCCCAAGAAGUGGCAGAACUCCAUCCGCCACAACCUGACGCUCAACGACUGCUUCGUCAAGGUGCCCCGCGAGGCCGGCAGCCCCGGCAAGGGCAACUACUGGAGCCUCCACCCGGCCUCGCGGGACAUGUUCCACGACGGCAGCUUCCUCCAAGUCGCCCGAGCGGGCCCUUGCAACGGCUCCGGAGGGGUCGCUUAUCCGGGCGGCGGCGGCGGCGGCGGCCCCCUCUACUCGCCCGGCGGCACCUACGGGGCGCAACUGCCCAGCCUGUCCCAGUACCCGGGGGCGCCCCCUGCGCUGCAGCCCCGCAUGUUCAGCAUCGACAGCCUGAUCAGCUCGCAGCAGCAGCAGCAGCAAGCCGCGGCUCUCCAGGCUUCCCCGGUGGGAGCCGAGUUGGCCCAUCACGCCUUGGGCCUCAACAGCGGCGGCUGUCCCGUAGGCAACCCCGAGGCCUGCUUCCAGACCCAGCAAGUCAGCCCCGGCUUGACGGGCCGGCAACCCCCUGCCUUGGCCUACCCGUACUCGGCCUCCCCACCCGGCCAUCUCGGAGUGCCGCCAGGCGCCUAUUCCUCUCCGAACGCGCAGCUCUACGGAGCGCCCAACAGGUUGGCCCUGCCGCCGGGCCGCCCUGCCUCUUCCUGCGCCGACCACGCGGAACAACUGCUGGGCCUCACCGCCUCCCAGCUCAACGGGCUCGGGCAGUUCGGAGGCGCCAAUAACUCUUACAUGAGGCAGCCCAACUUUCCCUCUGGCCUGGAAAGAUACUUGUGA
Messenger RNA from Gekko japonicus, 1134 nucleotides. It is a transcript of the gene FOXE3, whose product is annotated as forkhead box E3. The transcript has a single exon. Lineage: Eukaryota; Metazoa; Chordata; Lepidosauria; Squamata; Gekkonidae. The record is from RefSeq and is a predicted model, not a curated record. The coding region runs from base 1 to 1134 and encodes 377 amino acids. Gene Ontology annotation, biological process: anatomical structure morphogenesis; cell differentiation; regulation of transcription by RNA polymerase II. Gene Ontology annotation, molecular function: DNA-binding transcription factor activity, RNA polymerase II-specific; RNA polymerase II cis-regulatory region sequence-specific DNA binding.